Messenger RNA from Phycomyces blakesleeanus NRRL 1555(-), 2103 nucleotides. RefSeq lists its product as hypothetical. The transcript is spliced from 13 exons. The record is from RefSeq and is a predicted model, not a curated record. NCBI's taxonomy places the organism in Eukaryota, Fungi, Mucoromycota, Mucoromycetes, Mucorales, Phycomycetaceae. Bases 1 to 2103 code for a protein of 700 amino acids.
AUGUUUUAUUGGGUCGGCUGUCAGAUGCCUGGUGUUCAAAAGAACAAAUUCAAGGACAAGGGCUUAAUCUCAGUAUAUCGUAGCAACAAAGGUCACUCGACUACUUACAAUACCCCGUCAGUUGCAUGCAAACUGCAUGCAAUUCAUCACUACUCCAUACUAGCAUUACUAUGUAGCUCUGAAUGUACUCGCCUUUCAGCGAAUACGAGCAAAGACACAAUAUGCUUUUCAGCUCAAAAGCAUAUUUAUACUCAUAUAGUCCAUUGCCCAAUCAAUGGGGGCUUCGCAGCAUUUACUGUAAAGCCUAAUCCCAUACUAUGGUUAAAGAACAAUAAGAGCAGUGGUUUCUCAUUGGCGCCGGAGCUCCCACUUAUCUGUACCUCUUAUGUCUUUUUACCAAGUCAAGCUCAACAAGGCCAGGAAGAAAAUCGUGACCACAGUUCCCCCUUCAGGUACGGUGUGCCCGUGUCCAUACGGUCAAACGGUUCGACACCAAGUCCCUCUACUAAAGAGAGGUCCCAGGUAGUGGGGUAUCCCCUAAAGACUCCCUUGAUCCACCGGGACCAGACUGAAGCCCCAUACCGCAAACCCUACGAACGCGCCCUAGAUACAACGUUUAGAGUAUGCGGUGGUUAUGGUAAUAACCACGACCGGACUCGAAAGCCCUGGAAGAGCUAUACCCAUAACCUUGUCUCUCCACCCAAGAGACAGUAUAAUACAUUCGGGGGCGGUGGCAACAGCCUCGUCCUCGUGUGGAUCCGGUUCAGCAUAGAAUCUGGCCUAAAGACGUUCAGCCAUCAUCCUGCGGAUCGAAGCUUCACGGAAUCCACCUCAAGCUCAAUAAGGUCCUAUUUCCUUGCCGAUUCUACCAAGCCCGAAGGCCAGGAAGAGAAUCCAGAUUUGAGUCGUCGCCGACACGGACAGAAUGUCCGUGCCCAUACGCUCAAACGGUCCGACACCAAGCCCCUCUGUCUAGUAGAUGUUCCAGGUAGUGGGGUAUCCCCUAAACUCUCCCUUGUACCCGUCGGAAGGAGUCUAAAGCCACUGCUCAUGCCACUAGGCGCCAGCUUCGGAUGCAUUAUACUAGGACUUGUAGUCCUUUAUGGCUCCUACUUCCUGGUAAUAGCUACAACCGGACUCGAAAGCCCUGGAAAAGCUAUACCCGUAACCUUGUCUCUCCACCCAAGAGACAGUAUAUUACAUCCGGUGGCGGUGGCAACAGCCUCACUCCUGGUCGGUUCACCUUUAGCAAAAGUUCUUGCUAAGAGACUUUCAGCCAUUACAAUAAGAGUAGUGGUUUCUCAUUGGCGCCGAAGCUCCCACUUAUCUGUACCUCUUAUGUCUUUCUAUCAAGUCAAGCUCAACAAGGCCGGGAAGAGAAUCGCGACCACAGUUCCCCCUUCAGGUACGGCGGUGAACCGUACCAUCCGGCUUCCUCCCUCUACCACUCCUACGGGUAGCAGAUAUGAGCCGUCGCCAACACGAACAGCACGUUCGCAUCCAUACGCUCACACGGUUCGACACCAAGUCCUCCUUCAACUCCUUCAGCUCCCUACUGCCACCUUCUACUCCUGUUCACUCCGACGUCCUAUCUCCUCGUCAUCCUUUCUACUUGCCCACGCCUUCCCCCAAAACUCUCUUCCUCUACUCGCACAGCACCACAUCCCCCUCACCACAUCCACUUCACCACAUCCACUUCACCACAUCCCCCUCACCACAUCCCCCUCACCACAUCCCCCUCACCACAUCCACUUCACCACAUCCACUUCACCACAUCCACUUCACCACAUCCACUUCACCACAUCCACUUCACCACAUCCCCCUCACCACAUCCACUUCACCACAUCCACUUCACCACAUCCACUUCACCACAUCCCUCUCACCGCAUCCCUCUCACCACAGGCUCCUACGCUUACAUCUGCCUCUUUUCCUAAUAACAUUCCUCCCUUCCGUCAUUCCCACCCACAACCGCCCUCUCCUCUUCGUCGUUUCCACUCUCGGUUGCUGCCAUCUGGGCGUCUCGUCGUCUGGUCUUCCGGUCUUCCGGUCUUCCAGUCUUCCGUUCAUCCGGCCACAACGCUACUCCUACUUGUCAUGGAUUAG